AUGAAAAUCUUACUUAUUAAAUUACAUAGUAAGUUUAUACAAAAUUGGAUCCCAGUAUUAUAUGUAUUCUUCGGGGUCCUGUUCGUGUUGGUUGUUCCAGAUGAAAUUCUCAAGUCUUCAACAUCCAAUAAUCCUACAAAAAGUAUCAAAAGUGGCAAGCCAAAAAAAAAUCGGGGUAGAUCAUUAACGCCCAUUAUUGUUGGUAAUAAUUCAACAAGAAAUCUUGAAAAUUCUCCAACUAAACCCGAUGAUGAUUCAAACAGAAGAACUUCAACACCUAUCAGAGCACCCAAACCUAUCAGAGCUUCUACACCUAUCACACCUAUGCAAAUUGAUGACGAAUAUUACGAAAAAAUCACUUCAAUAUAUCGAUUGUGCCGACGUAUUAGUGAGCAACAACGAUUAGAUUCUCAAACGAUACAGAGACUUGUGGUGGUCAACGAGCUUUCGGAUGAAUUUUGGAAUCGCGCAUAUAAAAAGGUGUCCAAAGAACUUAUUCUAAAGAUCCUAUUUCCUUCAGAUACAGAGUACCGUGAAGCUUUAGAGAAAUACCUCGCUGAACAUGCCAGUCAUUAUAUUGAAAAUCUUGGAAGAAAUACGUGGGUUUCCCUAUUCGAAUCAAAGUUAUUACCAGAACAGAAGUUAAAACGUGUGGAUAGCAGUGCGUCCUCUAAAAAGAUUGCUGAAUGGAAAAAAAAUGCAAAAACGCGAGAAGCAUAUCGAGAACUUUUUGAAAAUCAAGGUAUUCUCACGAAAAUAACCUCUUCUAUUAUCAAAUCAUACGAAGGCAGUGAGCUUCCUCUAGAACACUGGGUUUAUGUACUCGCCAUCUGCGAUAUUGUCUUAAAUCCCAGUAGCCCUGGGAUUAAAUGCAACGACAAGUUAGUUUUAAAAAGAGUUGAUUUUAUUAUGCAAUCGAUCAAAAAUAAAGUUACUGUAACUCCGCAUUUGUUGCAGGAGUUAGCGGCGAAAGAAGAUUCAGAACAAAGUCCAGAAAUUUCGUCUAUAAUUGAAGAAUCGAGCGAUGCUGAUGAUGGUAAUAGUAGUAGUUACGAAGAAUUACUCAAGAGUUUAGAUUCGAAAUUCUCUUAACAUUUGUCAAAUUUCUUCGUAUUACAUUAAUUUUCAGAAUUCAGAAAUUUGUAUUUGAAAUUCUUCAAUUUUUUUUUGAAUAUAUUUUAUUAAAUAAAUUACAUAUUAAAUAAAUUACUAUAUAUAAAAUUGUUUGUAAUAAUUGUGAUGAUCAGUGAAAUUAAAUAUAUUUGAAUUAUUUCGAAUAUUUAUUUUUUAAAAAUCUUCGCAGAAUUUCGUUAUUUGUUUUUUUAUAAUCUUCGCAGAAUUUCAUUAUUUAUUUUUUAAAAAUUUUCGCAGAAUUUUGUUUCUUGAAAUUCUGCGCAGUUUUUGAUGAAUUUUUUUUUCCAAAGACUGCCAACAGGGUUGCAGAUCUGUGCAAAAAUGUCACCUGC
This is a messenger RNA of Rhizophagus irregularis DAOM 181602=DAOM 197198, 1466 nucleotides long. Lineage: Eukaryota; Fungi; Glomeromycota; Glomeromycetes; Glomerales; Glomeraceae. The record is from RefSeq and is a predicted model, not a curated record.